CAGCCCCUUCAAAAAUCUAGAGAGAGAGAGGGAGAGAGAGUAUAUCCUUAAAAAAAUCUAGGGAGCGAGAAUGGGAAACAGUGUUGAAGAAGAGAUGCUGGUUCAAAUGGUCCAUGAUUUCAUUGAAUCAGGUUCAUCAGACACCCACCUUGAUUCACCACAAGAAAACCAACAUGAUCAUAACCAAGCAAUCUUCACGUUGCAGGGGAUUCUUUAUUGUGUUUCAGAGGUGGAGAGAGAGGUUGGUGAGAGAGUGAUGAGGCAUGUGAAGCAGUGUGGGCUUGAAGAGAGAUGCAAUCUAAGGAGAGGGCUGAUGAUGAGGCUGAGAAUGGACGGUUAUGAUGCAGCCAUCUGUAGAUAUUCUGGCUCAGAUUGCCCAGGAGGAUUCUAUGAAUACUUGGACAUAACAUUGGAGGCAAAAGAUAAAUAUGGAUCAAGAAGGCUCAUAAUUGACACUGAUUUCAAGUCUCAAUUUGAAAUAGCAAGGCCCACUCCAACAUACACAAAGCUUUCCAACUCUCUCCCCAAUGUAUUUGUGGGCAAUGAAUCCAAACUCAAAAAGAUCAUCACUCUCCUUUGCCAUGCUUCAAAGCAAUCACUACAAGAGAGAGGACUUCACAUCCCACCUUGGAGAAAAACCACUUACAUGCAAUCCAAAUAUCUAUCUCCACAUCAAAAAAUAACCACCAUUUCUUUCACUAAAUUUGGCAUAGACACUAAACUUAACAAAGCAAAUGGUAAUGGAAAUGCCUCUAUAUUUAGUGGAAAAGAUAAAGAUGGUGCAAAAUCUUCUAUUUUUAGCAGCUGGACACCCCCAAAAGUGAACCCUAAAAGAAGAGACUUGGGCUCUGGUUACCAAGGAGCUGGUUUGUCUAGCGAGUUCUCCAACCUUAGGUGCCCCCCAGUUGCUUGAGUUCAUCUAGGCUAACCCUCGACUUACUUUGUGCCAAAUUUAAGGGCUUGGGCUAAGUUUGGUUAUUUGCCUCUAUUUUGUAUUUUUUUUUUUUGGUCUUUUUCCCAUGUGUUGAGGGUUUUGGUUAUUAUUUCCUCUCCUCGAUCAGCUGACAUUGUAAAGAAUAAAUUUCAUUAUGAAGAGUUGCUUUACUUUA
Molecule: messenger RNA, 1109 nt
Organism: Amborella trichopoda
Lineage: Eukaryota; Viridiplantae; Streptophyta; Magnoliopsida; Amborellales; Amborellaceae
Source: RefSeq, a predicted model, not a curated record